Ostrinia furnacalis (Asian corn borer) is the source of this 3053-nucleotide messenger RNA. RefSeq lists its product as uncharacterized. The transcript is spliced from 18 exons. Gene Ontology annotation, molecular function: transcription coregulator activity. Gene Ontology annotation, cellular component: SAGA complex. Lineage: Eukaryota; Metazoa; Arthropoda; Insecta; Lepidoptera; Crambidae. Bases 153 to 3053 code for a protein of 966 amino acids. Gene Ontology annotation, biological process: regulation of transcription by RNA polymerase II. The record is from RefSeq and is a predicted model, not a curated record.
GUUAUUUUACUGUCAUGCAGUGUGAAACAUAAAUAAAGCUAAAUAGUUUUUACAAAAAUCAUGACUUAAUACUGAGGCCUAAACGAAUAAUAUGAAAUAUUAGAUUUGAAAAUACAACCAUCCAUUAAAUAUUUGUUUUAAUUAAUGACAUUAUGGAUGGUUUAAUUCACGCGGCAUUGGAGGCAGAGUUAAUACUUAAUCGAGCGAAACAUGUGAAUACUAACUCGUCACAAUUUGACAGUGGUGUCCCAGACCAUAAAAUGACUUGGACUCAUGAUAAGAUGCAUCUGGCUGAGUCUGUUGAUGAAUCUAGAAUGAAAUUUCAAAGAAACUCUGUUGGCUCCAGUGCUUCUAAAGUGGAAAAGUUCGAUUUGUUUAAGAAACUACAUGAACUGUACACCGAGUUGAGUAGAGAUGAAACGUCUCUGUCCAACUUUCAAGGGUUAAAGACUACAUCAAAUCUACUGGAAAAAUUGUUAGCCACUUAUAAUCUCAAUACUCUGAUAAUUAAUUUAUACCCUGGCAAUAAAGGAUAUUCUCUGUCACUUAAAGUGAAUGGCAAUACACAGUAUCUCCACCCACCUGAUGCUAAUACGUCAGGAAGCCAGGACGAAACGUUAAUAGAAACUCCUCGGUGGCCUUACGAAGAAGAAGAACUAUUGAGCUACAUUGACAAUGAAGAGUUGCCAGUGGUGUUGCUAGACUUAUUGGAGUCUGAACACUCCUGCCUGUUUUACUCCGGGUGCAUAAUAGCACAAGUGCGAGACUAUAGACAAGCCUACCCUAGUUUCUUAUGUGAUACACAUCAUGUCUUGUUAAGACCCACCAAUCAGAGUAUAUUAACAGACGCGAUGUGUAUCGGCGGGCGGUGCGGUUGGGCGGGCGAGGAUCGCAGCGCCCUCGAGGCAGUCGAAGCGGCGUUGGUUCACGCUGCGGCGCCCCCGCUAUGCCUCGAUCCUAGGCCUGCAGUAGGCCUUCUAGCGGCUCGCUUGCACGCCGCCCCUCGUCUAUUCAACACGCCAAGAAUAAGGCGGCAAGCGAAAAAAUUCUCGCAGGUUGCUGUGAACAGGAAGAGAAAAUUGGAUCAAUUCACUCACUAUCACGGAUUAGAGUUGCUCGAGCUAAUUCACAGGCAAAGAGCGAAAAAUAGCCGGCAAUCAGUACCUCACACUAGACUCACAUCUAAAUACCCGAAGAAACCACCAGAGGUAUUCAAGCCAAUAGAGCCACCGAAAAUGGAUUCUCUAUCGCUAGCUAUGCCUUCCGAGCUCACUGGUCCAAUACGAUUGGCGCGGGCCUAUGAGCGCCCGCGACCAACUCCUGACUGCCAGCCCCAAUUAGUUGAAGAGUACAUUCUAGAAACUGAGAAAACGUCACCACACGCUGGCGCGGGCUUCUUCCACAUAAAGCUCUCAAUACUGCAGAGACCGUCCGAUCAAGAGUUCCUGGGAGAGUUGUAUGUGGACAGAGAUCACGUUGAGGGCGAAAGAAAUGGCGCCGCGUGUCGGUUUACCUUAGGAUCAAGAGUUCAAGCAAACAAGUACAUACAACAGUUCACGGAGAUAUUUACAGAAGAAGGUCGUAAGUCAGUUAGGAUAAAGCAUAUUGUGCCAGGACAGUUGCCAAGAGUCUCUUUCACUGGUGGCAUGAGAGAAUUGGGUCAGCAAUUAUUGCUGCAGCAAAGAUCUUCAACCGCCACAAGUGCGACAGUUCAAACGCACGCCACAACUGUGCCGAUCGUGACAUCGGCAAUAGCGGCAACUCCGAAUACUCAUACCAAUGCGCGUCAGUUACCUAUCCUGCAGGCACAACUUCAGCAAGUUGGCAGCAUAGGCACCGUGACUGCAGUCGGGAAUGUAGUGGGCAGUGUGGGUGCUGUGGGCACCGUGGCCAACGUGGCCAGCGUUGGCAGUGUGGGCAGUGUGGGCAGCGUGGGAAGCGUGGGCAGCAUUGGCAGCGUUUCCGCCGAGUCUGCACUGAAGCAGCAACCGUCGCCGAGCACGCCGCGUUUGUCGCCGCAGGUUCACGACAUGCAUUCGUCGCAGGCGUCGACAAACCAGCUGCUCGCGCAACAGUUAACGAACCCACCGCAGCCGCUGAAUCCACAGAAGAUGCAGUCAGCUAUCAUACAUAUUCAGCAUCCACUCAUAUCCACCGCUGGCACCUCACAGGUACAAAAUAUCCAGUACACAAGCAGUACAACGGGCCAACAAAAGGCGACAAUCACAAAGCCACGGACGACGAAUCCCGCUAUAAGCGCGCUCGUCACCAGCCUUAUGAAUUCAGCACAACAGUUUCAGCAAGCAAACGCGAACGCAGCAAAGACAUCAGUAACCACAGCAGGCGGCAACAACGCCACGAUAUUGAACCUUCUGAACAGUGCGCCGGCGGCGAUGACACAUGCUACGUCAUCGGCGGACAACACUAUCGACGCCCACAAGUUGCUGGGCCGAGUGUCAAUAGCUGGGGCCCGGCUUAUAGCAGCAACUACGGCUUCGCAUACCCUACCCACUUAUACUCAGCAGGGAGUCGGUGUCCAAGUAAUGAGCGGGUUCACGCGCGACAACGACCAGACAAACGUGUCGUCUAGCGAGAGCGCGUUGCUCGAACGGCUCAUAGGGAACGAGCCGUCUGGCUCGCAGCCACAACCUGUUUGCCACUUACAGGGCUUAAGCUUAGCAUCGCUACAAGGGCUGCAAGGUCUGCAGAACGUGCAAGUUCAAAUCCCCGGGUUCUCGGCGCCUAUAUCUUUAUCACUAAACGUAUCGGGCGCUCCCAGUGGAUUGUUGGUGUCGGUGCCGCCUACCACGUCUGUUGUGCUGGCUAACCAGCCUUCUGUGCUGUCGCUGCCUAUCGCCCAGCUGAUGUCGGGCGGCGUCAAGGGCGCGGUCCGCGGCGGGUCCGUGCAGGUGGUGCGUGGCACGCGCGCGCCACGGCCGGUGGCGCGGCUGGCGGGCGUGGCGCCGGCCGCGCGCCCGCACGCGCUCGCGCCGCUACAGCCAGCCGCGCCGCACGCGCACCACGCGCCGCAUGCGCAGCCCGCCGGUGAGUAA